This is a messenger RNA of Scheffersomyces stipitis CBS 6054, 2242 nucleotides long. RefSeq names its product dolichyl-diphosphooligosaccharide--protein glycosyltransferase subunit (gene STT3). Gene Ontology annotation, cellular component: membrane. Gene Ontology annotation, biological process: post-translational protein modification. The record is from RefSeq and is a predicted model, not a curated record. The coding region runs from base 5 to 2242 and encodes 745 amino acids. NCBI's taxonomy places the organism in Eukaryota, Fungi, Ascomycota, Pichiomycetes, Serinales, Debaryomycetaceae. The transcript has a single exon. Gene Ontology annotation, molecular function: dolichyl-diphosphooligosaccharide-protein glycotransferase activity.
CACCAUGACAACCCAGUCCAAACAGUUGAAGGUGUUCGGCAUCCCGGUUGAAACGAUCCGUUUACUUUUACGGGUUAUAAUUUUCCUCCUGGUAGCCGGAGCUGCUGUAUCGUCUCGGCUUUUCUCAGUUAUAAGAUUCGAAUCCAUUAUUCACGAGUUUGAUCCAUGGUUCAACUUCAGAGCCACCAAAUAUUUGGUGACACAUUCUUACUACGAGUUCUUGAACUGGUUUGAUGACAGGACAUGGUACCCAUUAGGCCGUGUUACUGGAGGAACUUUGUAUCCUGGCCUUAUGGUGACUUCUGGAGUCAUUUGGCACAUCUUGAGAGAAUGGCUUGCUUUACCAGUUGAUAUCAGAAAUGUUUGUGUUCUUUUGGCACCUGCCUUCUCUGGUUUGACGGCUGUGUUUACUUACUAUUUGACCAAAGAGAUGAAGGACUCCAAUGCUGGUUUACUCGCUGCCAUAUUUAUGGGUAUUGCUCCAGGGUACAUCUCCAGAUCUGUAGCAGGCUCGUACGAUAACGAAGCUAUUGCUAUUACUUUGCUUAUGGCUACUUUCUACUUCUGGAUUAAGGCAAUGAAGUUGGGUUCUGUUUUCUAUGGAACUUUAACUGCUCUCUUCUACUUCUACAUGGUCUCAGCAUGGGGUGGCUAUGUGUUCAUCACCAACUUGAUUCCCCUCCAUGUCUUUGUAUUGCUCGUAAUGGGAAGAUACACCCAUCGUUUGUAUACGGCCUAUUCCACUUGGUAUGCCUUGGGAACGUUGGCGUCGAUGCAAAUCCCAUUUGUAGGCUUCUUACCCAUUCGCUCAAACGACCAUAUGGCAGCUUUGGGAGUCUUUGGAUUAUUGCAGUUGGUGGCUUUUGGCGAUUACGUCAGAUCCAGAAUCAAUUCAAAGCAGUUCAAGACUUUCUUGGGAGUUUCGAUUGUGCUGGUUACCGUGUUGGGAGUUGGCGCUUUGUUUGCCUUAACGGCUCUUGGUUGGAUCGCUCCUUGGACUGGUAGAUUCUACUCAUUGUGGGAUACGAACUAUGCCAAGAUUCACAUUCCCAUUAUUGCUUCUGUCUCUGAACAUCAGCCUACAGCAUGGCCUGCUUUCUUCUUUGAUACUUCCAUCUUGAUCUGGCUUUUCCCAGCUGGUAUCUACUUGUGUUUCCAGGAGUUAAAGGAUGAACAUGUGUUUGUAAUCAUCUACGGUGUCUUGUGUUCGUAUUUUGCCGGUGUCAUGGUUAGAUUGAUGUUGACCUUGACUCCAGUAAUCUGUGUCUCUGCAGCUAUUGCCUUGUCGAAGUUGUUUGACAUCUAUUUAGAUAUCGUAGAUCUCUUUAAGACAGACACAGAACCAGAAGAUGAAAAGGAAAGUGAAAAAAAGAAGAAGCAAAAGGCCUUCAAAUUUCCUAUUCUUCCACUCGUAUCGAGGAUACUCGUCAUGGCAUCUUUCACCUUCUACCUAUUCUACUUUGUGUUGCACUGUACUUGGGUCACUUCUAAUGCCUAUUCCUCUCCUUCGGUUGUGUUGGCAUCUAGAAAUCCAGAUGGCUCACAAAACAUCAUUGAUGACUACAGAGAAGCCUAUUACUGGUUGAGAAUGAACACACCAGAAGAUGCAAAAGUCAUGGCCUGGUGGGAUUACGGCUACCAGAUCGGAGGUAUGGCUGACAGAACCACCUUGGUGGACAACAACACCUGGAACAACACACAUAUCGCUACUGUGGGUAAGGCAAUGUGUUCCUCAGAAGAUGUAGCCUACAAGAUCUUGAAGCAGCACGACGUAGACUACGUGUUGGUGAUCUUUGGUGGGUUAAUUGGCUACUCUGGAGACGACAUAAAUAAGUUCCUCUGGAUGGUUAGAAUUGCCGAAGGUAUAUGGCCAGAUGAAGUGCACGAGAGGGACUUCUUCACAGAUAGAGGUGAGUACAAGGUCGAUAAAGAGGCUACCGACACCAUGAAGAACUCGUUGAUGUACAAGAUGUCUUACUACAGAUUCACAGACUUGUACUCCGGCAGAGAUGGAGUAGACAGGGUCAGAAACCAAAACAUCCCUGCUGCUAACUCACCAGAAUUGAAUGUAGUUGAGGAAGCAUUUACGUCGCAAAACUGGAUUGUCAGAAUCUACAAGGUCAAAGAUCUCGAUAAUGUCGGCAGAGACUUACACCAAGCCUCGGCCUUUGAUAAGCAAACCGACAAACAGUCCAAGAGAUCCAGAACCAUCAAGAGGCCAGCCUUGGAAUUGAGAGAAUAA